Phragmites australis (common reed) is the source of this 1892-nucleotide messenger RNA. RefSeq names its product B-box zinc finger protein 22-like. The transcript is spliced from 3 exons. The record is from RefSeq and is a predicted model, not a curated record. Lineage: Eukaryota; Viridiplantae; Streptophyta; Magnoliopsida; Poales; Poaceae. Gene Ontology annotation, biological process: photomorphogenesis; regulation of DNA-templated transcription. The coding region runs from base 451 to 1590 and encodes 379 amino acids. Gene Ontology annotation, molecular function: zinc ion binding. Gene Ontology annotation, cellular component: nucleus.
AGCCGUCGUGGAAAGGCAAAAUUUGGCGCAAAGCGGCAGUCCCAUAAUCGGCUAGUCGCCCAGCGGAAUGUGCCGACAUCGGAGAUGACGGAUGAGCACCGCCGUCCGGCGCUGGGUAACUGACGCCCCCGUCCCAUGGCCGCCCGCCCCUGCCCUGCUCUUUGACCACCGCCGCUUCGCCUCGUUCUCUUCGUCCCCUCCCAUCCCAUCUCGUCUCCCCUCGCCAGCGCUAGUCGCCGGCCACUGAAAGCAACCUCACCCCACCACUAAUUAUUAAACAAAGCGCGCACCUAAUCAGCACAGCAACACGCUCGCAUCCCCCAUCCCCCUCUCGCUUAGAAGCUAAAGCCGCGGGGGGAGAGAGACGGAGAGGGAGCCCGAUCCAAUCACACCAAUCCCCGCGUCGCCGUCCGUCGUUCCUCUCCUAAAACCCCAGCUUCCGCGGCGGGGAUGAAGAUCCAGUGCAACGCGUGCGGCGCGGCGGAGGCGCGGGUGCUGUGCUGCGCGGACGAGGCGGCGCUCUGCGUCGCCUGCGACGAGGAGGUGCACGCCGCCAACAAGCUCGCCGGGAAGCACCAGCGGGUGCCGCUCCUGUCGGACGCCGGCGCCCCCGCGACGGCCGCCGCGGCGCCGGCCGUGCCCAAGUGCGACAUCUGCCAGGAGGCUUCUGGGUACUUCUUCUGCCUAGAGGACCGUGCACUACUUUGUAGAGACUGUGAUGUUGCUAUACACACAGUAAAUUCCUUUGUUUCAGUACAUCAGAGAUUCCUACUUACAGGAGUUCAGGUGGGCCUUGAUCCUGCUGAUCCAGUUCCACCUAUUGCUGAUAAGCAUGUUAAUGCUGGUGGUGGAUCGGUAUAUCAGCCAAAACAGAUGCCAAAGAGAAACUCGACAGUCUUAUUUUCAGGUGAAGGCAGUGCUUCUGUUCCCAGCCAAACUGUGAUCAAUGGAGAUUAUUCUAGGCAGAACUCUGUACCAACUGUCAGGCCAGGAGUAGUUGAUUGGACGAUGCACAAUGGUGCAAUUCGAUCACCAGAACCUCCACCUAAGUACUUCACUGAGUACUUGUCGGAGGAAAGUCCAACACUUCUCCAAUCUAGCCAGACCACAACAGCCUUCUCCAACCAAAUUAAUGGAGAUAAUGAUCGGGCCUACAGCUUGCCAUUCUCAGGUGGUAAUGGGUCAGAUAGUCUACCAGAUUGGCCUGUGGAUGAGUUCUUCAGUAACUCAGAAUAUUGCUCAAACUUCGGGUUUGCUGAGCAUAGUUCUUCUAAGGGUGAUAAUGCUAAGCUAGGGAGUGCUGGCGGAUCUCCACAAUGCUGUCUAGCUGAAGGCUUUGUUGCUGAAGAACUGUUAGGUCAGGUACCUGGAUUGGAUGCUGACGAAUAUCUGGGCCGGGUGCCUGAGAUUUCAUUGACAGUAGCUAAGGUUCCCUCACCACCUACAGCCUCGGGGCUUUAUUGGCAGGGGAAUUUGCAUUACCCUGCAUAUGACAGCACCAUGUUCGUCCCAGAAAUUCCCUCCUUCCAAAGCUCUCAAAAUAAUUUCGCUGUACCUGCUGGUUUCAAGCGUCGAAGGAGACAGUUUUGAUAACAAGAAGAGCACUGGACAACUCUAUCUAGUUAGGCCAUCUUGAAAAUGGCCUCCUGAGUCCUGAUGGGCCAGAACACAAAAAACCGGACUGGAUGAUCAUUCAAACUUCAAAUGAUUUUCUCCAGUAGUCAGGCUAAAGUGUGUUGUAAUGCUUCGACGAUGUUUUUCCCCCUGAACAUUCUGGCUUGUGAAUUGUUAUGAGCUCAGAGGCGUCAAAUUUGUGUACAUAGUGAAAUAAAGAGGAGCAUCGGUAACAUCUUGAUUCUCCAGUACGUCAUGCACUCAAAACGUCAUACGCA